AUGCCCCCCAUGGCGCCGCCCACCCUCGCGCUGCUCUCCCUCUGGGCCGUGCUGGCCGCGUGCUCCGCCCAGGACGACCCGAUCGGCGCACUGACCCCCUCCGAUCUGGAGGCCGCCCGCCAGACGCCGCAGGGCGUUUUCAACGUCUCCGCCGUGACAUGGAACCCGUACAGGGACGCCGUGAUGGACGUCAAUGUCACCGGCCCAGUGGCUUCCGGGGAUUGGAUCAGGGUCUCGUUCUCGGGCAUCCCGUUUCCCGACCCCCACGGGAAGGACUGGGUGGCGCUGUACGUGCCGGGGGACGCCGACCCCGCGGAGGUGUCGCCGGUCAAGUACAGGAACGCGAAGCACGCGGAGGGGUACAUGGACACGGGCGCCGGGUCCCUGGACUUCAUUCUUGAGAACCAUCGAGACACGAUGCGAUUUUAUUUCAUGCGCAAAGCUCCUGGGGAGCCAUUCGUGGCGGCGAAAAGCCCACUCAUCCAACUUGCGAAUCCAAAUGCGCCGAUGCAAGUGCAUCUUGCAUUGACGGCAAAUCACAGUGAAAUGAAGAUUCAGUGGGUAACCAAGGACACGGGGUCUCCUGCAGUGGAGUGGGGAACGUCUCCCGGCCACUACACAUCACGGUCCAAAGCGACAAGCACUACAUACACAAGAGAUGACAUGUGUGGCCCACCAGCAAACACGACAGGGUUCAUUGAUCCUGGAGUUUUUCAUGCUGCAACUGUCACCGGGGUCAAACCACUAGAGCAGAUUUACUACCGGGUUGGAGACGAGGUGUCUGGGUACGGCCCAGAGCAUUCCUUCAUUGCGCCACCACUGCCAGCCGCAUCUUCCAGCGUCAUUUUCGCCGUUCUUGGCGACAUGGGGCAGUCUGAGGUGGACAAAUCCAACGAGCCUUACCAACUGGACGCGUCCCUGGAGACCAGCAGCCGCCUGGAGGCCGACGACGACCUCCAGCUGGUUUUGCACAUCGGGGACCUGGGCUACGCAUGUGGAUAUGUGGCACAGUGGGACAGGUUCUACGCACAGUUGCAGCCCAUAAUCUCGAGGGUGCCGUACAUGACGUGCCCCGGCAACCACGAGCGCGACUACCCCAACAGCGGGGACAGGUGGGGGUCCUCCCACUCGUCGGGCGGCGAAUGCGGCGUGGCCUACGCACGGCGGCAGCAGAUGCCCCGUCCUGGCGACGACAAGAUGUGGUACUCCUUUGAUUUCGGCCCGAUUCAUUUCUCGUGA
Molecule: messenger RNA, 1239 nt
Organism: Ostreobium quekettii
Lineage: Eukaryota; Viridiplantae; Chlorophyta; Ulvophyceae; Bryopsidales; Ostreobiaceae
Source: the annotation of a GenBank genome assembly